Molecule: messenger RNA, 1008 nt
Organism: Hibiscus syriacus
Lineage: Eukaryota; Viridiplantae; Streptophyta; Magnoliopsida; Malvales; Malvaceae
Exons: 1
Coding region: 1-1008 (335 amino acids)
Source: RefSeq, a predicted model, not a curated record
AUGGCUCCCACAUCAUCUUCCUCAUCCUUUCACCCUGCUCUUGCUAUUUCUAACAUCAAGACACAUGUUCCCAUCACUCGUGAGAUAGAGAACGUCCAAUAUACAAAUUGGGCAGAGUUAUUCAAGGUCCAUUGUCGAUCUCACAAGGUUUUUCAUCAUAUUAUCCCACCGAAAUCUAAGGACGGGGAGGCCACAGAGCCUGCCACCCUUAGUCAGGAAGAACAAGACUUGUGCGAUACGUUGGAUGCUGCUGUGGUUCAGUGGAUUUAUUCCACAAUUUUGACAGAUCUCUUGAAUACCGUUAUUAAAGCCGAUGUUUUUGUCAUGACUCUAUGGAAUCGUCUUCGUGAUUUGUUUCAGGAUAAUGAGAACUCUCGUGCUGUUUACUUGGAACACGAGUUCAACAACACCUACUUGAAGGAUUUCUCCUCGGUUUCUGUAUAUUGCCAGCACCUCAAAACACUUUCCGACCAACUCAAGAAUGUGGGUGCUCCGGUUUCGAACAAUCGUCUUGUUCUUCGUAUGGUGGGUGGUCUCACACCGGCUUACAAGGGAGUUGCUUCGGUUAUUCGCCACAAAAAGGUACUACCACCUUUUUAUGAAGUUCGAUCGAUGAUGGCCUUAGAAGAAACCAUCAUGAAGGAGGCGACGACUGAUGAUGCGAUGAUGGUGACUAAUCAUGACACUGAUGAGAUUUCUAAUCAUCCUCCUCCAGGUCGUGCACGUGGGAAACACAAGAAACACCACAACAAUAACAAAAACCACAAACCUACAAGUAGUGGAGUUCAGACGUCGGGUGCUGGACGUGGUGGCAACUAUGGAGGUGGUCUGAACUUGGGCGGUGGUCAACAGGGUCCGAUGCAACCAACAUGGGCUAUGCCUCCUUGGUGGAAAUGGAUGCAACCACCUUGGGUCAUGCCUCCUUGUCCAUAUCCGACUCAACCUUGGGGUAGGCAAGUUGGACCACGACAGCCUGGUAUUCUAGGAGCACGACCCCAGCAGGAGUAA